Bactrocera oleae (olive fruit fly) is the source of this 1651-nucleotide messenger RNA. RefSeq names its product RAS oncogene family member Rab4 (gene Rab4). Gene Ontology annotation, biological process: vesicle-mediated transport; Rab protein signal transduction; regulation of endocytosis. The record is from RefSeq and is a predicted model, not a curated record. Gene Ontology annotation, molecular function: GTP binding; GTPase activity. NCBI's taxonomy places the organism in Eukaryota, Metazoa, Arthropoda, Insecta, Diptera, Tephritidae. Gene Ontology annotation, cellular component: plasma membrane; recycling endosome.
AUUGUUUUUCGUAGACUUUCGUAAAUGUCAGUGUAGAAAGAAUGAAGUCUCCAAUGAAUUAGUUUUACUGCAACAUUUAUAAGUUUUUGUGUGAAGAAAAAUAUCGUUUUUGUUAUUUCAUAAAUAUUGGCAUUUUUAUUUAGUACAUAUACAAUUACCAUUUCUAUUUGUUUAAAUGUGAUCGUAACGACCAUUAUCAAAACUAGAAAAAUAAUAUAGUUGCAUGCACUGUAGUUGCAACGUAGUUCUUUAAUCGAAGUUAUUAACACAUGCAAGAGACAACAAUCGGAAGAAUAAUAAAGUAACGUGACAUUUUUUGUGUGUGAAAUUGGAAAUAAACCUAUUAGCAUAAAAAUAAAAAACAGGCUAAACGAAAAACAGAAUGUCGGAAUCGUAUGAUUAUCUUUUUAAAUUCCUAAUAAUUGGCAGCGCAGGAAGUGGCAAAAGCUGUUUGCUACAUCACUUCAUCGAGAAUAAGUUUAAAGAUGACAGCUCCCAUACGAUUGGUGUUGAAUUUGGUUCGCGUAUUGUGAAUGUUGGUGGUAAAUCGGUGAAAUUGCAAAUAUGGGAUACAGCGGGACAAGAGCGUUUUCGAUCUGUAACACGUUCAUAUUAUCGUGGUGCCGCUGGUGCUCUGCUGGUGUAUGAUACAACAUCGCGUGAUUCCUUUAAUGCUCUCAGCAAUUGGUUGAACGAUGCACGCACCCUAGCCAGUCCGAAUAUUGUUAUACUAUUGGUGGGUAAUAAAAAAGACUUGGAAGAUGAGCGCGAUGUUACAUUCUUGGAAGCAAGUACUUUUGCACAGGAGAAUGAAUUAAUAUUUCUUGAGACAAGCGCUAAAACCGGAGAAAAUGUUGAAGAGGCUUUUUUGAAAUGUUCAAAAACUAUUUUAGCAAAGAUCGAAAGUGGUGAAUUAGACCCUGAACGUAUAGGCAGUGGCAUUCAGUAUGGUGGUGCCGCACUACGAAAUCUACAAACAAGACAGCGAAGCAUUAGUAAACCAGACUGUGGUUGUCGUGUCUAAUUAGAUGGCGGAGCACGUCGUAAAUUUAUUUCUAUAAUCUCAUAUUACAACUUUAUUAUAUGUAGAGUGUGUAAAAGUUAAAAAAAUUGUGAAAAACGCAACUGAUUGAAGUGAUGGCAGACGUACGCAAUAUAGGCAUUGUGUGUAGUUAUAUAAAACAGUAAUAUAUACAUACGUAUUUCAAAUGUACAUAUAUGUAUUGCAAUUAGACUAAGCCAAAAGUAUAAAUAAUAUCGAAUUAUGUAAAUGCUCAUUGUUGUACUUUCCAUUGUGGUAUAUUGUUAUACUUUCAACAAUUAAAUCAAUAAUCAUUCCCAAUUUUAAAAGCACGUUACUUGCCAAUUUUCCAAAUUUUUACAAAAUUUCGAUUUGUUGAUAUUAUUUAUAUAUAACCGAUUUAUAUGCUUAUUGAUUUCUGGUUUUACUCAGUUUUACAUCUCUUGAAAAUAAGUAGUCCUACGACAUCUCUUGGUUUUAAAUACUGAUUUAUUAUGAUAUUUUACACCAUAUUCGCAUAUAAUUGUAUAAUGUUAAGGAAAUAGAAAAUUAAGUAAUUUUUUUGUAAAUACCAGAAAUUAUACAAAAUCUUCAUGAAUAAACGAAAUUAAGAUCAUGACAACCUUUAAA